Messenger RNA from Closterium sp. Naga37s-1, 1578 nucleotides. Lineage: Eukaryota; Viridiplantae; Streptophyta; Zygnematophyceae; Desmidiales; Closteriaceae. The record is from the annotation of a GenBank genome assembly.
AUGGUGUAUGCCGGUAUGCUUCAUGGCAUCGCAUGCCACCCCUCACUACCCCUGCACACCCCUCUGCCCAUCAGCGCCUCCUGCCACUGUCCUCUGCCCCUCUGUCUGUCGCUCAUUUCCGUCGUGCAAUUGCUUUCUGCUUCCCCCCAUCACCCUGCCUCUCGCUGUGCAAGGGUAAUAACCAGGUAUCAGAAGUAUCGAGAUGCACUCAUGGUUGCUCGCUGCUCGCUGCGACCAACGCAAGUGGCAUCUUUCCCCCCUCCUCCGCAGCUGCCCUGUGUCCAAUGCCCAUCCUGCGGCCAACACUCCCCCUCAACUGCCCCACUCCCUUCCAAUCCUGCGCCCCUUACUCCUCCCCGCCCCGUCACCCAUGCAUCCCCCCAUUGCGCCGCGCACCCACCAGGGGACUACGACCUCAAGAUGCAGAGGCAGCGCUUCUACCUCGCCAAGAUGCACCAGCUGCUGACUCAGCAGUACUGGCAGCUGGCUGUUAACGUGGCACUGCAUGGAGCCGUCCUAUUGGACGCGCACCACCUGGAGCGCACCCGGAAGCUGCUGCUCCAAUUGCAUCGUGACACGUCAGCAGCCAUCAGCGACUCUGAAGCCCGCAAGGCAGCCUACAGGACACUUGCAGCACAGGCCACCGCCCCCACCGCCCCAACAUCCUUCUCCUCCUCCCACCUCCCGCCCCCCUCCGCCUCCCUCCCCCUUCCCGCCUCCCUCCCCCUCCCCGCCUCCCUUCCCCUCUGGCCCGCCCUGCUCUCCGCCCUCUCCCCCCACGCUGCUCAAGGGGAGCCACUCGGGGCAGCAGGGGGGGGAGGCGCGCAGGCAGGGGGGGGGAGGGAGGGGGAGAGUGUGGGGGAGGUGGUGGGGCGGCUGGUGGAGGGGCUGAGGGGGAGGGCGCAGGGGGAGGGGGAGCGGGUGCAGCAGGGGGUGGAGCAGAGCGAGCGGCUGCUGGCGCACAUGGCGGGCAUGCAGGCGGCCAUGCUGGAGCUGCUCUCAUCGCCGCACGCCACUCCCUCCUCCACCGCCGCUCAUGCCAUGCCUCUGCACCUCUCGCCCCCUGCUCUCGCGGACGAGCGGUUGCGAGUGGAGCGCCAGCUCAGCGAUGACGUGGCACCGGCGAUUGACAGGCUGGCAGACGAGUGGCAGACAACCCAGAGGCGCCAUGCACUCCCAAGCCAUGCACCGUGCAGCUGCAAGUCCCGCCUCACUUCCCCCCCGUCCCCCCCUUGCCCCUCCCUGCACCGCCCGCAGAGCGCGGUGCACGCGCCAAGGCACGCCAUCCGGCAGCGCGUGCUGCACUCCUUCUUCUCCCCGGGCGCCCUGCCCCACGCGCUGCUGCUGGCACACCCCGCUCAGGGCGCAGGGGGCGAGGGGGUGCGGACCGAGGGGGCAGGGCGGGAGGUUCGAGAGACUCAAGGCAGGACGGAUGGGCAGGAGAUGGAGAGCAGGGGCGGUGGUGGCGAGGGCAUGGGCAUGGACGAUGACAGGGGAGAGGGCAUGGGCAUGGAGGGUGGGAUGCAUGUGGGCAUCGGGAUGGGCUUGGAGGAGGACGAUGACAGUAUCAUCUUCUAA